Messenger RNA from Mizuhopecten yessoensis (Yesso scallop), 755 nucleotides. RefSeq lists its product as uncharacterized. NCBI's taxonomy places the organism in Eukaryota, Metazoa, Mollusca, Bivalvia, Pectinida, Pectinidae. The transcript is spliced from 2 exons. Gene Ontology annotation, biological process: mitochondrial translation. The record is from RefSeq and is a predicted model, not a curated record. Bases 116 to 589 code for a protein of 157 amino acids. Gene Ontology annotation, molecular function: structural constituent of ribosome. Gene Ontology annotation, cellular component: mitochondrion; mitochondrial small ribosomal subunit.
UUCUUUUACUAAUUUUCAAUAUGGCUGCCUUCAGCACGUUUUGAGAAAACGUUAUUCCAUUUAUUCAUACUUUCACCGAUUUCACGUAUUUAUAUGCGUAAAUCCUUUACAAAGUAUGGCGAAGGUAAUACGAUAUGUCGGCCGUGAAAGCCACUUCACUGGAAAAUCCCUUUUUGAGAUUGCAGCCAAUUUGAAGUCAUGUAAAGGUCGUGUUGUGCACAGAAGUAGGAUGAAGUUUGAUCCUAAUUAUAAAGAGAAAACGUAUGUCACCUUGGAAGACGUAAAGCCGGAUCUUUCUAAACCGAACUUCAAAGGAGGCACUGUCACAGGAUACAGAGUGCAUAGAGGAAAUAUAUCUGACAAACUUGUCCAGAUAAACAGUGGCAUGAAACAGGAUUGGCAUCUUGUAUCCAAGGAAGAUGAAGAGGAAUUCUGUAAAAUUGAUCGAGUACACAAGGUUAAUUAUAACCGCCCCAAAAUAUAUCAACUUCCACCAACAUUGGCAGCAAAAUUGAAAACUAUUGGAACCGAGAAAUCCCAACUUACUGAAGUUCCGUUUAGGUUUAAGAAUAAGAAAAAAACCCACUAAAACUGAUUUAAAAUGUUAGUAUUUUCUGUGUGAAUGAGAUAUGUUUUGAACAAAAACAAAUUAGAUAAUAUUGGUCGAGACUGAAAUUUCUGAAUUUUGUAUACUGUAGUAUGGAAAAAUGUGAAUAUUAAAAUGUAAAAGAUAUUGGAAUUUGUCUCCAUCUUAU